AUGUUGGAUGCUUUCUACUCUGCUGUUCAGAGUGAGGGUGGAUCUAACGUGGAAAUUGUUGUGUCAGCGAGUGGAUGGCCUUCAUACGGAGGUACAGAUGCAGCCGUGGCUAAUGCACAAACUUACUGCAGCAAUUUGAUAAAACAUGUUAAGGGAGUGACAGGGACCCAAAAGAGGCCUGCGAAGGCUAUUGAAACUUACCUCUUUGCCAUGUUUGAUGAGAACCAGAAUUCAUGGGCUGAGACCGAGAAACAUUUUGGCCUUUUCUCUUCAGACAAACAGCCUAAAUACCAGCCUUCUGUCAAUUUUGCAAUCUCAAAAUAUACCACGAUUUGUAGCGAGUAA
Molecule: messenger RNA, 345 nt
Organism: Thlaspi arvense
Lineage: Eukaryota; Viridiplantae; Streptophyta; Magnoliopsida; Brassicales; Brassicaceae
Source: the annotation of a GenBank genome assembly